ACAAUAGAAAUGAGGCUACCCUUUUCUGUUUCACAAAACACAAUACGAGAUUUCCGGGAGUUGGCGGUCUGGUCUGGUUUGGUCGUGCUGGUGGUGUUUGCGGUGGUGCUGCUUCUUCCGCCUGUCUUAUCCAUUCCCUUUAGCCUCCCCAUAUAAGACAGCCGCUUCAUCAUAAUAAUCACCACCGUACCCUCCGCCGUGUCACCACCAAAAACCAUUCUCAUUCUGCCAACUCUGCCCAUUUUUUUCAACCUCGCCGACGUUCUUCAAGCUGGCCGGAAACCGUUACGUAAAAACCAAGAAUGGGAAGGGAACGGAGAACAAAGAAGAGCGGUAAUAAUGGUAAUAAUAAUAAUAACAUUAAUAAGGGAAGAAUAUCAAAGAUUGGAAGCUAUGCAAUAUCUUCAUCAAUGUCAAUGAGAGACCACAGACAACAACCUUGUAUUACAUGUACAACGUUUAAUAUUUUGGCUCCUAUUUAUAAACGGCUUAAUCUUAAUAAUAAUCAAAACUCCCGUGAAAGUGAUUACAGAGCUUAUUGGCUGACGAGAAACCACCGGAUUUUGGAUUCUUUGAUAAGAGAACGUUCUUCCAUUAUUUGUCUGCAGGAAUUCUGGUCGGGUAAUGAAGAGCUUGUUAAAAUGUAUGAAAAAAGAUUGGGUGAUGCUGGUUAUAUUAAUUUCCAGCUUCCACGAACUAAUAACCGUGGCGAUGGACUCCUAACUGCUGUUCGUAAGGACUAUUUCAGAGUAAUUAAUUCCCGAGAAGUUCUUUUCAAUGAUUUUGGGGACCGAGUUGCUCAGUUGUUACAUGUCGAAUUAGAUGCUCCUUUCUCCGAAUGUCGAAACAAAGAUACUGGUCAGGAAAUCCUUAUAGUGAACACUCAUUUGUUAUUUCCCCAUGAUUCGAGUUUGUGUAUAGUAAGAUUACAUCAGGUCUAUAAAAUUCUGCAAGAUGUGGAAUCAUAUCAGAAGGAAAACAAGCUUAACCCCAUGCCCAUUAUGCUUUGCGGCGAUUGGAAUGGGAGCAAGCGCGGACAUGUUUACAAAUUUCUUAGAUCACAAGGUUUCGUGUCUUCAUAUGACACUGCUCAUCAGUAUGCGGAUGCAGAUGUUCAAAAGUGGGUUAGCCACCGCAAUCACCGUGGGAACAUAUGUGGAGUGGAUUUUAUAUGGCUUCUUAAUCCCAAUGAAUACCGCAAACUACUUAAAACAAGUUGGAGUGAAGCAGUAUUUGACAUGUUCAAGUAUCUACUUCGGAGAGCUUCACUUACAGAAGCGGAGGCCUUUGCUUCUUUGAAGACUGAUAAUGAUGGUGAUUGCAUUACCUACUCAGGUUUCUGCGAAGCUCUUCGACAGCUUAAUUUAACUGGUCAUCGCCAUGGACUCUCUGCUGAAGAGAUAAAGGACUUAUGGCUCCAAGCAGACACUGAUGGGAAUGGCCUUCUAGAUUACAAGGAAUUCCAGCAGCGAAUUUGGCAUCCUGCAUCGGACCAAAAAGAUGAAAUCAGCAAUGAAUUAGUUGAAGUUGGCGUUCGGCAAGAGCAAACAAUCGGUUUCAGCGUGGAGAAUGCAGUACUUUUUCCUCCUGAAGCAGAGAAAGGAAGAUGGCCAGAAAAUUAUUCUCUAUCCGAUCACGCUAGACUCACUGUGGUAUUCUCACCAAUACGAAUGCCAUGCUCACAGGCAUUAUCUUGACUGGCCUUGCACACAUUAUACGCAUAUAGCCGCGUUUAUAUGAAUAAUAUACGAAGGCAUGAAGCAAUCAAGAUGGUCGACGGGUUGUGGUAUAGACACUCAAGCUCAUACAUCUUGAAGCUCUUAGUUCGUCGAGCAAUUAUCCGAUGAUUUUCUAACUUUGACGGGCUUUUAAGAGUCGAUUUCAUGCUUUCUUGCACGGUAGGUCUUACACGAGCAAACCAACUCGUAGUAUAACUUGCUCGAGUCAUUAUUUCGAAGUGGCAAUCUCAGGUUUUGCUGUAUUUUUCCUUGACUGUAGGUGAAGAAAACGAGGGAAAGAAGGUUGGUCAGAUGUUACUUGUGGUUCAAGGCAUCACAUUUUGAAGAGUGGUGACCUCCAUUUUAGUGUGUGUUUUUGUACAGUAAAUGUAAAUUUCAUUUCAUUUUACCUCUGCUAUACAACAUAAACGCUUUUAAAUGAAUUAACUGGAUGGGAAUAUCAAUUGGGUAUUUCUUGUAAA
Mercurialis annua (annual mercury) is the source of this 2200-nucleotide messenger RNA. RefSeq lists its product as uncharacterized. The coding region runs from base 303 to 1697 and encodes 464 amino acids. The transcript is spliced from 9 exons. The record is from RefSeq and is a predicted model, not a curated record. Gene Ontology annotation, molecular function: 3'-5'-RNA exonuclease activity; calcium ion binding. NCBI's taxonomy places the organism in Eukaryota, Viridiplantae, Streptophyta, Magnoliopsida, Malpighiales, Euphorbiaceae.